AUGGAACAGGCUCAGUAUUGGAUGUGGAUGAGGAGGAGACAUGGGUUUUUAAAGUCCCAUUUUCAAGUAUCAGUGAACUCUUUAGCUGAUUCCUGGGAAGAAAAAGCUUUUGCAGAAGAUGCGGCAGGGUCUUUGGGGGGAUGUAUUUGGCCUCCUAGAUCAUAUUCUUGUAGUUUUUGCAGGAGAGAAUUCAGGUCAGCUCAAGCUCUGGGUGGUCACAUGAAUGUUCAUAGAAGAGAUAGAGCUAGGCUUAAACAAUCUGUUUGUCCCAACAAUGAAGUUGUUCCUCAUCAAAAUCACAACCAAAAUCCUGAGCCCAAAUUCCCACAUGAGACUGAUGAUCUGGACCAUAACCCUAGUACUGUUGCCUCAAGUUUUUCAGCUUCUAGGGUUUCAGCUUUAUCUACUCAUGAAAAUUUUACAACUUAUUCCAUAGUUCAAGAAGAGCACAAAGCGCAGUUAUUUGGGUCAGAUUCUACUGCAAAAAGAACUCUCAACAACAUUAUUAUUUCAUCUGAUUCAAAACCUGACGCAGAAAAGAGUAUCAAGCUGGUAGGGGAAGAUUCUAUGUGCCAACAUUCCGAUCAUGAUCACGUUGAAACCAAUUUGUCUGUUGGGUUGAAUUCUGUCUUUUUCCAAAACCGACCAACUGUGACUUGUGGAGAUGAGGCAAUCAAUUACAAACGUCCAAAGAUUGCUGUUUCAACACUGCCGUUUUUAGUUUCAAAAGAGCAAUAUUCUCCUCUUCAAUGGCAGGUUCUUGGAAUUAAGCCUGCAGCAGGCUCCAUGGAGGACUUGGAUCUUGAGCUCAGGCUUGGUGUUUUACAGUAAUGGAUGGAUCAAAGUAUUGCAACAGAAAUCAACAAAUCAAUAUAUCAGUCUAACUUUGAUUUUCUUGUUCCUUCAUGUCACUUCUUUGAUAUUCACUGGAAAACAGGCCAAGGCGUAUAAUUGUGCACUGCAGAUAAUGAAAGCUUAUUUUCCAAUCAUGUUUCUUAUAUUCCGAUAUAUCUAUAGUAUAGCAUCUUAGUUUUUCCGGCUUUUUUAUCUGUUUUGACAUUCCAACUCUCUUUUUUUUUCUGAUGAUGAAGAUAAUGAUUUGGAGAUUAUGAUAAAUGCUAGA
Durio zibethinus is the source of this 1123-nucleotide messenger RNA. RefSeq names its product putative transcriptional regulator RABBIT EARS. Lineage: Eukaryota; Viridiplantae; Streptophyta; Magnoliopsida; Malvales; Malvaceae. The record is from RefSeq and is a predicted model, not a curated record.